This is a messenger RNA of Lingula anatina, 1209 nucleotides long. Its product is annotated as glutathione S-transferase 3, mitochondrial. Gene Ontology annotation, cellular component: nuclear envelope; membrane; endoplasmic reticulum. The record is from RefSeq and is a predicted model, not a curated record. Gene Ontology annotation, molecular function: glutathione peroxidase activity; glutathione transferase activity. NCBI's taxonomy places the organism in Eukaryota, Metazoa, Brachiopoda, Lingulata, Lingulida, Lingulidae.
ACUUAGGUUCUCUUAAAGUGAAAGUGCAUGGGUGCUCAAAAACAUUUCAACAAGAAAGUUAACUUUAGUCUUAAAUAAUUUCAAACUUUUAUAAAAUUACCAAGGCUACUUACAGUAAUAUAAAGCAUCAUGAGUCUGUCCAAAGUUCUCCCUGAAGACUAUGGUCUGGUGGUCAUGACAGGGGCAGGAAGCAUCUUUGUUAAUAUGUGGCACGCUAUGAAUGUGGCAAAUGCCCGUAAGAAGUUUGAGGUUCCGUAUCCUCUAACAUACAGUCCUGUCAACAAUGGAGAGAACCAGUUCAACUGCAUCCAAAGGUCUCACCAAAACUUCCUUGAAAAUUAUCCUCCAUUUUUAAUGCUCCUUUUCCUUGGUGGACUGCAGUAUCCAAAAAUCAGUGCUGGCAUGGGUACCGUGUACUUGGUGGGUCGUAUAGUGUAUGCACUUGGUUAUAAUACUGGAGAUCCCACGAAACGUGUUGCAGGAGAAAGAAUCUAUGGAUUCCCGCUUCUUAUUUUGAUUGGUAAUACACUCUCAUUGGGAUAUCACUUGAUUCACGAACAGGGAUUCAACUGGCCUUUUAAAAAUUGAGGAUCAUGCUGUUUUUUUGCAGAAGAACACAGCAAGGGUUGGAUUUGUAGACUUACGCUAGACUUAAUCAUUCCAACAGAAGACUGACAUACAGGAAGGCAUUUUAUUUAAAAUACAAACAUGACGAACAAAUACCAGUUUCAUUUUGCUGAAAGAAAUACUUCAAGUAAAAGGACAAGCCCAUAGGCAGCUUGUUACAAAAUGGCUAAAUGUUUUAAAAGCUCAGCCUCCUAAUUAAUAAUUUUAAAGAUUACCAAAACGCGACAGGCUUUAUCAAGAUGUAUGUUGUCUUUUCUACAUAUUGCAGUGCAGAGUGCAUGCUUUUCUUUUAGUUAAAAUAGGCUUUUGCCAUUAGAAAUAAAGUAACAUUUACUUGCAUUCUGCAUUGAAUGUCCUUUGGAAUUAAAUGUGUUCAUUAUUGUGAUAAUUUGGAGUUUUGCCAAUCAUGAUGCAAGUUUAAAUUUAAAAAAAAAAUUCCACUUUAACUGCUUUUCUCAUCAAGUACUGACUAAAGUGUGAUUCUCCAUGUGGUGUUUGUUUCAUAUAUCAUCAGCUAAUGUUCAUUUAACAACCUUUGUACGUUUUCAUAGUGAUAUAGUAAAUCAUAGUAAUAAAAUUUUA